Sclerotinia sclerotiorum 1980 UF-70 is the source of this 1392-nucleotide messenger RNA. RefSeq lists its product as hypothetical. The record is from RefSeq and is a predicted model, not a curated record. Gene Ontology annotation, biological process: tricarboxylic acid cycle; succinyl-CoA metabolic process. Gene Ontology annotation, cellular component: succinate-CoA ligase complex; mitochondrion. Lineage: Eukaryota; Fungi; Ascomycota; Leotiomycetes; Helotiales; Sclerotiniaceae. Gene Ontology annotation, molecular function: ATP binding; succinate-CoA ligase (ADP-forming) activity; metal ion binding. The coding region runs from base 1 to 1392 and encodes 463 amino acids. The transcript has 3 exons.
AUGUUCAAGUUAGCUAGAAGCCAACCUUUGGCAGCUGCCUUGAAGGCAAGCAGGGUAUUUUUUUCACAACCAAAUAGUCUCUUAUCAACAAAGUUAACAUGGUCCAAGGUCUCUAUGUCAUCCCGCAUGGUCGGCGCCGCGCAACAAAAAAGAGCUUUGAGCAUACACGAGUAUCUUUCAGCGGAUUUGUUGAGAAAGUAUGAUAUUGGCGUUCCCAAUGGAGCUGUUGCAAAAUCGGCCGCUGAGGCAGAGGCUAUUGCAAAGAAGAUUGGUGGGGAUGACAUGGUUAUCAAGGCACAAGUUCUUGCCGGUGGAAGAGGAAAGGGUACUUUUGAUAAUGGGUUAAAGGGAGGAGUCCGAGUUAUCUACUCUCCUACUGAAGCAAAGAUGUUCGCAGAGCAAAUGAUCGGACACAAGCUUGUUACCAAGCAAACUGGUGCCCAAGGACGUAUCUGCAACUCCGUCUACAUUUGCGAGCGCAAGUUUGCUCGCCGCGAAUUCUACCUUGCUAUCUUGAUGGAUCGUGCUUCCCAAGGGCCAGUUAUCGUUUCUUCGUCUCAGGGUGGAAUGGAUAUCGAAACUGUUGCCAAGGAGAGCCCAAACGCAAUCACAACUACCUACAUCGAUAUCCACAAGGGUGUUACUGAUGAUAUCGCACGAAAGAUUGUUACUGAUAUUGGCUUCAGUGAACAAUGUAUCGAGGAUGCCAAGGACACCGUUCAAAAACUUUACAAGAUUUUCAUGGAGAAGGAUGCUACUCAAAUUGAGAUCAACCCUCUCUCUGAAACCUCGGAUCACAAGGUUCUUGCCAUGGAUGCCAAACUUGGUUUCGAUGACAAUGCUGAAUUCCGUCAAAAGGAUGUCUUUGAAUGGCGCGACACUACUCAAGAAGACGCUGAGGAAGUCCGUGCCGCAGAAUCUGGUCUUAACUUCAUCAAGCUCGGUGGUGACAUCGGAUGUUUGGUAAAUGGUGCUGGUCUUGCUAUGGCUACUAUGGAUAUCAUUAAGCUUAAUGGUGGUGAGCCAGCUAACUUCCUUGAUGUUGGAGGUGGAGCUACCCCACAAGCUAUCAGGGAGGCUUUCACUCUCAUCACCAGCGACCCUAAGGUUACCGCUAUCUUCGUUAACAUCUUCGGUGGUAUCGUUCGUUGUGAUGCUAUCGCUCAAGGUCUCAUCAGCACUGUUGAGAGCAUGAACCUCAGAAUCCCAAUUAUUGCAAGAUUGCAGGGAACAAACAUGGAAGCUGCACAUCAGUUGAUCAACGAUUCCGGUCUUAAGAUAUUCUCUAUUGAUGACUUGCAAAGCGCAGCAGAGAAGGCUGUCCAGUUCUCAAAGGUUGUGAAGAUGGCUCGUGAUAUCGAUGUUGGUGUUGAGUUUUCUUUGGGCAUUUAA